CGUACUAUAGUAAUUAUAUUAACUUACAAUAAUAUACAAAAAGAAUAAUUAUACAAAACUUACAGUAAUAAAUUACAUUAUUGUCCAAUUAAAACAAUUCUAUAUUUAAUAGCUGAUAAGCAGAAACGCGGUUACGCAAUCGGGUAACUGAAAUUGAAAUAAAAUUAUUUCAUAUAAUGUUAAAAAGCAAGUCAAAAGGAGUGUUGAAAUAUCUUAAAAUAUUAGCGUAUGUGUUCUCAUAUAUUGUAUAUUCAGUUUGCAUUGACAAAUGCCGUUUAUUAAAUAUUAGUUCAAAUUUCGCGCCUUAACUAAUCGCAGUGUGACCAGCACUACAGGCAGUCGAGUUGUGCGGUUAUUUUAAUAGCAGCAUCUUCCGAUAUUCAUGUUCAUAAAAGAGAGUGAUGGCAGUCGGAUGAAAGGUUGUCCUAGUUCUCAGGGAGUGCAAUAUUGUCUGAUUAUUGAUAUGCCCCCCUUGGUACAAGCGACUUUCAUAAGCUGUAAUCCUCCAUUGGCACAGUGUAAAGUUCAUACAGACAACCCUCUAACGCAUCUAUUGUUUGUGGAAAAAUGCGCCAUAUUUUAUCGCUAUCUAAUCUUCUCGCCUGGAUCAACAAGCGACCAGCGCCUGUUCAAACUCCUUUCCUUGAUCUGGCGGGCGCUGCUCCUGUCAGUAGGCGGCCAGCUUUCAAGCGGACAAGAUGGCGUCAAGCGCGGCCGGCGGCAAGCCCUGCUACGAUAUGGGCCCGCACACCUUGCAAGUCCCUAUGGAUCUUUUCGCGGAGAACCGGAGGCGUUUGUGCGCACGUCUGCGUCGGCGCGGGGACGUGCCGCGCGGCGCCGUGGUGCUGUUGCAGGGCGGCGACGGCGUCAGCGUGUACGACUCCGACAUCGAGUACAACUUCCGACAGGAGGCGUAUUUUCAAUGGGCGUUCGGCGUGCAGGAGCCCGGCUUCUACGGGGCCAUUCACGUGGACAGUGGCGCCUCUGCGCUCUUCAUGCCGCGUUUCCCCGCCGAGUACGCCGUAUGGAUGGGCAAGCUCCGUGACCCCGAUGACGUGCGCAAGAGGUACGACGUGAAUCGAGUCUUCUACGCUGAUGAAAUCGCCAGCGUCAUGGAGAGCACCCUAGAGUUUCGUCCUUCCGUGCUGCUUCUGCUGCACGGCAUCAACACGGACAGCAACCUGAUUGCACGAGAAGCUGUGUUUGACGGCAUCAGUAAGUUUAAGGUAGAUAAAGUCAUUCUCUUCCCUGAGAUUGCCGAAUGCCGGGUGAUAAAGACUCCAAUGGAACUGGAAGUUAUUCGCUAUACAAACAAGAUAUCUUCAGAAGCGCACAUCCAAAUAAUGCAAAAGAUGAAGCCAGGCAUGAAGGAGUACCAAGCCGAAGCAACCUUCCUGGAGUACUGCUAUUAUGUUGGUGGCUGUCGCCAUGUGUCAUACACAUGCAUCUGUGGAAGCGGAGAAAACGGAGCCAUAUUGCAUUACGGUCACGCUGCUGCUCCAAAUGACAAAACAAUCCACGAUGGGGACAUGUGCCUGUUCGAUAUGGGUUGCUCCUAUAAUGGCUACACUUCCGAUAUAACCUGCUCGUUUCCGGCAAACGGAGUAUUUACUCCCGAGCAGAAGAUUAUAUACAAUGCAGUUCUAAAAGCCAACCGUGCUGUCAUUGCUGCCAUGAAACCCGGUGUGUCCUGGGUUGACAUGCAUGUUCUUGCAAACCGCGUCCUUUUGCAAGAAUUGACCGACAACGGCCUCCUGCAAGGGGAUGUAGAUGACAUGCUGAAAGCAGACCUCGGCGCGAUAUUCCAACCUCACGGUCUGGGUCAUCUCAUGGGUCUAGAUGUCCAUGAUGUGGGCGGUUAUCUGCCGGAUCAACCACAGCGCCCCUCAGCGCCUGGUUUGAAGAGUCUGCGCACUGCCCGAGUCCUUCAAGCAGGCAUGGUUCUCACAGUGGAGCCUGGCUGCUACUUCAUUGAACCGCUUUUAGAAGCAGCGAAAGCAAACGAGAAGCAAAACAAGUUUUUGGUACACGAUGUCCUCCAACGCUACAAAAAUUUCGGAGGAGUACGCAUUGAAGAUGAUGUGGUCGUCACGGAGACAGGUGCUGAAAAUCUGACCCAAGUACCUCGCACUGUUGAAGAAAUAGAAAAAGUUAUGAAAACUGAAGCGUCUAAUUUAAAUGAAAUAUGCACUUCUCGUAGCUCAAAAUAAAGCGUUCAUAUCAGUCUUUUCAUGGAUGUUUAAAUUUUCAGUUCAGUUUAAAACAUGAUUUUUAUUUUAUUGAGAUUUACAACAUUUAUUUUUGGAAAUCAUGUAAUUUAUUUCAAGUAAAUUGUGUAUUUCUCUUUUUUACAUAAUAAUCAAUAUCCACUUACAUAAAAUAUUAUAUUAAUAAUUUUCUAAUUGUAUGAUCACCUUUAUGCACUUUAUGUUUAUAUUAGACAUCAGGACUGCCCAUCAUUUACUUGCUUUACCAGACAAUUUCAAUGUAAUAAUCUGAAGUAAGGGUUUGUUGAUUAAUGUAAUUCCUUUCUUCUUCUUAUAUUAUCUCAUCAUGAAUGUCUAUGUGGGAUUAUGUUAAAAUAUUUUAAUUUUCAAGGCUCAACUCUUAUUUAUAUUAUACACAUAAAUGUAAAAUAAAUGCUUUUCUACUGUAUAUGAUAUUGAAUUGUUCUGUAAAAAUAUUAUUCACAUUAAAAUAGUUAUUUAAAAUGAAAUCAGUGACAUUUUUAACUAAUGCACAUUCCUUGUCAUUACAUUUUAUCCUUAGAUUAUAGCCUUUUUUCUUUCUUGUGCAUAAGUAGUUUAAAUCAAAGAGUUUAUAGACUCUGUGUAAGUACAGAGUGGAGUAAAUACAGGAGUGGAUAUAGAUAGUGUGUAAAUGAAGCACCUGUUGUAUUUUAUGUAGGUAAUAUUAUGAACUUUGUAAUGAAAUAAGAGGGUGGAUGGAUUCACAUUAAUAUUCCUAGAUUUCUUUCUUUAGGUAAUUAUUCUUCAAAAUUCUAUUUUUUAAUACUUUCAUGUACAUUUUUUGUAUAAUAUUAGAAGUAAUUUGGUAUUAGUAAUAGAGUAUUUUCAACCCAAUGUUGCAGGGUUACAGUAGACAUGUUAAUUUGUAUGGCAGUGUUGACUAAUUAUUCCACAUUUUGAGGUGACAAAUGUUCUUAGCAAAAAGUAAACAAUAAAUAACACCGUUUUAGCUGCUUCAAAUUGGUUUUGUAAUAACAAAUUAAUAUUCAACGAAGGGAAAACAUUUUUCAAUUAAG
Gryllus bimaculatus (two-spotted cricket) is the source of this 3265-nucleotide messenger RNA. Lineage: Eukaryota; Metazoa; Arthropoda; Insecta; Orthoptera; Gryllidae. The record is from the annotation of a GenBank genome assembly.